CCUUGGCCCAGGGAGGAUGGUGCACACAUGGGUGGCUGCUUCUGCAUCCCUUGGGAGCCGAGUCUGUCCUGGGGGCCAGGUAAAGAAACUUCUUGCAAGGAUCCAACCAUAUCCAGUGAGAUUAUAUCCUCAUCUGAAAACAAGGAAAAAUGUUUCCUGCCACAGAAUAUGACUCCAGAUCUGAUGCUCUCCUUCAGUGUGAAGAGCCGCUCCAGGAGGUGUGUAAAUGGCCCCUUACAAGAAGCAGCCAGGAGGCGGCUCUGGGCGCUGGAGAAUGAGGACCAGGAGGUGCGUGCAUUGUUUAAGGAUCUCUCAGCUAGGUUGGUGUGUAUCCAGUCCCAGAAGGCCCAGUUCCUCAUUACCUUCAAGACCAUGGAGGAAAUCUGGAAGUUCUCCACCUACCUGAACUUAGGCUACGUAUCCAUGUGUCUGGAGCAUCUCCUCUUUGACCACAAGUACUGGCUUAACUACCGACUGGUGGAGGAUACAGAGAUCCAUGUGUCAGUAGAUGAUAAACACCUGGAAACAAUAUACCUGGGACUUCUGAUCCAGGAAGAGCUUUUCUCAUUCUCUGCAGGUCACUUCUUCUGCAGAGCCACGUGCUCCGUGGCUCAGCCAGCUGAGAAGGAAGGGGAGUAUUUGACACUUUGCAAGAAUGAGUUAAUCUCGGUGAAGACAGCUGAAGGCGAGUUCGAGUGGGAAGGCGUGUCCUUGGUGACGGGUCAGCGGGGCUUGGUGCCGGUGUCAGCCUUGGAACCCCUGCCUCUCCCGUUCCACCAAUGGUUCCUAAAGAAUUAUCCAGGAAGCUGUGGCCUUUCCAGGAAGAGGGAUUGGACAGGCUCCUAUCAGAUCGGCAGAGGAAAAUGUAAGGCCUGGCAAGAAUAUGAGAGGGAAGAAAAGGAUGAACUGAAUUUCCGCCAGGGAGAAAGCAUUGAGAUCAUCGGCUUUGUCAUUCCUGGGCUUCAGUGGUUCAUUGGGAAGUCAGCGCUCUCAGGAGAAGUGGGCUUUGUCCCCACCAGGAACAUAGAUCCUGAUUCUUAUUCCACAAUGAGCAAGAACUCCAUCUUUUUCAGUGAUGAGGAAAGAUGCUCUCUGGGGGUCCCGGGAAGUGACAGGAAAGCUGAGUGUGCCAGCUUCCUCCACACGCUUGCUCAGACGGACAUAACAUCUGUCUACCGGCUUAGUGGGUUUGAAUCCAUCCAGAGUCUUCCAAACGAUCUGAGCGCGUCCCAGCCCGAAGGCUUCAAGGAGACCCGGCCUGGUGGUGCCUGGGAGGAGCAUCAGGCUGUGGGCUCCAGACAAUCCAGCAGCUCCGAGGACUCCAGCCUGGAGGAGGAGCUCCUUUCAGCCGCCUCAGACACCUAUCACCUGCCAGAGCCUGAUGACCUCGAUGACCCGGAACUGCUCAUGGACCUGAACACCGGUCAGGAGGAGGAAGAGGCUGAGAACUUCACCCCCAUAUUGGCUUUUCUGGAUCACGAGGGUUAUGCUGACCACUUUCAGAGCCUCUAUGAUUUUUCCUUCUCUUUCCUCACAACUUCCUUCUACAGCUACUCUGAGGAGGAUGAGCUCGUGGCCUACCUGGAGGCCUCGAGGAAGUGGGCCAAGCGAAACCACAUGACCUGGGCCCAUGCCCGGCUCUGCUUCCUCCUGGGCCGGCUAAGCGUUAGGAAGGUCAAACUCUCUCAGGCCAGGGUGUACUUUGAGGAGGCCAUCCACAUUCUCAACGGGGCAUUUAAGGACCUAUCCUUGGUGGCUGCCCUGUACAUCAAUUUGGCGGCCAUCUACCUGAGGCAGAGGCUGAGGCAUAAAGCCUCGGGCCUGUUGGAAAAGGCAGGUGCCAUGUUGGUCUGCCUGCCUGACCGGGAGUAUAGUGCCAAGAGUGAGCUAGAUGUGGUGGCCUAUGUGCUGAGACAGGGCAUUGUGUCGGGCAGCUGCCCCCUGGAGGCCAGAGCCUGCUUCCUGGCCAUCCGAUUGCUCCUAAGCCUCGGCCGGCAUGAUGAGGUCCUGCCCUUUGCUGAGCGCCUGCAGCUCCUUUCUGGACACCCUCCCACCUCGGAUGCUGCAGCCACUAUCUUGAGUUUUCUCUAUGACAAGAAAUAUCUGCCACACCUUGCGGUGGCUUCUGUCCGGCAACGUGGUACUCAGAGCACCCAAGGGAUGGCCCUUCCAAUUUGGCAGGUCCACCUGGUCCUCCAGAACACCACCAAGCUCCUUGGCAUCCCCUCCCCAAGCUGGGGUGAAGUUUCUGCCCUGGCGUGCCCAGCACUCAGGCAGGCACUGGCUGCCUGUGAGGAGCAGGUGGAUCAGAGCACCCAGAGGACCCUGUGUCUCAUCCUGUCCAAAGUGUACCUUCAGCAUAGGUCUCCUGAUGGUGCCAUCCACUACCUGAGCCAAGCCUUGAUGCUAGGCCAGCUGCUGAGUGAGCAGGAAGCUUUUGAGUCUUCCCUCUGCUUGGCAUGGACCUAUCUCUUAGCCAGCCAGGCAAAGAAGGCUUUGGACAUCCUCGAGCCACUCUUAUACUCCCUGAAGGAGACAGAGAGUGUUACCCAAAAGGGAGUGGUCCAUAACCUCCUGGGACUCGCACUUCAAGGUGAAGGCCGGGUGAACAGGGCAGCCAACAGCUAUCUUCGGGCCUUGAAAAGAGCUCAGGAGGCAAGGGAUGUGCGCAACCAGGCGGUGGCUUUGGCCAAUCUUGGCCAUCUGACCCUUAAAUCCUGGACUCAGCAGCCAGCCAGGGACUAUCUUCUGCAGGCUGUGCAACUCUAUUCUAAACUCCAGGCCAGCAUGGAGACAGACAUGGAACUAGUACAGGUUCUUCUCUGGUUGGCCCAAGUUGAGGUGUAUCAACGCCAGCUGGCCAGUGGCCGCUUUUGUUACGAAAUGGCAUUGCUGUUUGGAUUAAGGCAUCAACACCUGAAGAGUCAGCUUCAGGUCACCCGAUCCCUCUGCCAUUUCUACAGCUCUGUGUCCCCGAGCCCCGAAGCAUGUAUCACCUACCACGAGCACUGGCUGGCCCUGGCUCAGCAACUCAGGGACCGGGAGAUGGAGGGGAGGCUGCUGGAGUCCCUUGGGCACCUCUAUCGGAACCUAAAUACGGCCAGGUCCCUUAGGAGGUCCCUCACCUGCAUCAAGGAGAGCCUGCGUAUCUUCGUUGACCUGGGGGAGAGAGACAAGGCUGCUGAGGCCUGGCUUGGGGCUGGGCGACUCCACUACCUCAUGCAGGAAGAUGAGCUGGUGGAGCUGUACCUGCAGGCAGCCAUCCAGAAAGCCCUGAAGUCAGAGGAGCCCUCCCUGGCUCUCAGGCUCUACGAGGAAGCAGGUGAUGUGUUCUUCAAUGGGACCCGCCACAGGCAUCGUGCGGUGGAGUAUUACCGAGCUGGGGCUGUUCCCUUAGCAAGGAGGAUGAAGGCAGUGAGAACCGAGCUCCGGAUUUUCAACAAGCUGACAGAGCUGCAGAUCAGCCUGGAAGGCUAUGAGAAGGCUUUGGAAUUUGCCACCUUGGCAGCCAGACUCAGCACAGUCGCAGGAGAUCAGAGGCAGGAGCUGGUGGCCUUCCACCGUCUGGCGACUGUGUACUAUUCCCUGCACAUGUACGAGAUGGCUGAAGACUGCUACCUGAAGACUCUGUCGCUCUGUCCACCCUGGUUGCAGAGCCCCAAGGAGGCCUUAUACUAUGCCAAGGUGUAUUAUCGCCUGGGCCAACUCACCUUCUACCAGCUGAAGGAUGCCCACGAUGCCACUGAAUACUUCUGGCUGGCCCUGGCUGCAGCAGUCCUGCUGGGUGACGAGGAGCUGCAGGACAUCAUUAGGACCAGGCUGGACAACAUCCGCCAGAGCCCCCUCUGGCAUAGCAGCCCCUCUGGGCUCUCCUCAGAAAGGGCGCGGUGGCUGAGUGGCGGGGGCCUGGCCCUCUGA
Molecule: messenger RNA, 3918 nt
Organism: Kogia breviceps (pygmy sperm whale)
Lineage: Eukaryota; Metazoa; Chordata; Mammalia; Artiodactyla; Physeteridae
Source: RefSeq, a predicted model, not a curated record